Molecule: messenger RNA, 798 nt
Organism: Adineta steineri
Lineage: Eukaryota; Metazoa; Rotifera; Eurotatoria; Adinetida; Adinetidae
Source: the annotation of a GenBank genome assembly
AUGGCAUCGAAAUCGUAUAUUCUAAUUUUAGUAACUAUUCUUUCAUAUUAUCAAUUGAUUAGUAUUCGAGCAGAAACUGAAACUAAAGUUGAAGUAUUACAAAAUGAUAAUGAUAAACUUUUAAAUGAUUUUCAAGAUCGAUGUUCAAGUACAAAAUGCCGUGAAGGUGAAAUGUGUGUUUUAAAUAAAGAUGGUGAUGCUGAAUGUGCUUGUGUUACACAAUGUGAAGAUCCAAAAGAUGAACGUUUAAUGGUUUGCACAAAAGCUAAUCAUACAUAUACAUCUGAUUGUGAAUUUUUUCAAAUGCAAUGUUGGUGUCGAAAAAAUGAUGAACGUUGUACAAGAAAAGAAGCUGUAACAGAUACUAUUGAUUAUUUUGGUCGAUGUCAAAAUAUUGGUAUUUGUACUGAUUUUGAAUUGGAAGUUUUUCCUAAACGAAUGAAUACAUGGCUUGGUGAAAUUCUUGAUACAUUGUAUGUUCGUAAAGAUCUUGAUACUAAAUAUGCUGUAUUAGUUGAUGAAGCACGUAAAAUGAAAUUAUCAAAUACAGAAAAAUGGUGGCGUAAUGCUGUACUUUGGGAAUUUUGUGAACUUGAUCAAACACAUGAUAAUUCGGUUAAUAAUGAAGAAUUAGCACGUUUUGUUCGAUCACUUAAAGUUCUUGAACAUUGUAUUCAACCAUUUUUAAAUCAUUGCGAUACUGAUAAUGACAAUAAAAUUUCAUCCGAUGAAUGGGGUACAUGUCUUGGUCUUGAUAAAGACGAUAUGGCUUUCUUAAAAACUUAUUGUACUCAUUAA